Molecule: messenger RNA, 2242 nt
Organism: Populus euphratica (Euphrates poplar)
Lineage: Eukaryota; Viridiplantae; Streptophyta; Magnoliopsida; Malpighiales; Salicaceae
Product: 3-hydroxy-3-methylglutaryl-coenzyme A reductase 1-like
Exons: 4
Coding region: 88-1818 (576 amino acids)
Biological process (GO): sterol biosynthetic process; coenzyme A metabolic process; isoprenoid biosynthetic process
Cellular component (GO): endoplasmic reticulum membrane; peroxisomal membrane
Molecular function (GO): protein binding; hydroxymethylglutaryl-CoA reductase (NADPH) activity
Source: RefSeq, a predicted model, not a curated record
CCUCCUCCCUCGUAUCAAUAUCUUCACCCUUUUCGCCGGGCUUCAAUACACGAGGUCCGCCGGCGUCCAGCCAAAUCCGACGUCAGCAUGGACACACAUGCCGGCGAACCCACCCUGAAACCAUACCAUCGUCACCACCAUGAUCAUCAUGAUUUACAGCCUCCGACGUCUGUAAAGGCAUCGGAUGCACUCCCAUUACCUCUUUACUUAACAAAUGGUUUGUUCUUCGGGCUGUUUUUCUCUGUAGCCUACUUCCUUCUCCAUCGUUGGCGCGAAAAGAUCCGGAACUCCACUCCCCUUCAUAUCAUCACUUUCCCUGAAAUCGCUGGGAUAGUAUGUUUGGCUGCUUCGUUUAUUUAUCUUCUUGGUUUCUUUGGGAUUGGAGUUGUUCAAUCUUUUAUCUCUCGAGGGUCCAAUGAUUCUUGGGAUGUUGAGGAAGAUAAUAAUGUUAUGAUCAAGAAAAAUGGUGGCGGUUGCACUCCUGCAGAAUCACUUGCAUGCACUCUUGCCCCUGUUUCGAGGGAAAGAGUUGUUGCACCAACGAUUCAAGAACCAUUUUUAUCAGAUGACGACGAGGAGGUUAUCAAAGGAGUGGUAUCUGGGACUAUUCCUUCGUAUUCUCUUGAAUCAAAGCUUGGAGAUUGCAAAAGGGCAGCUGCUAUUCGGCGUGAAGCGCUUCAGAGGAUGACAGGGAGGUCUAUGGAGGGAUUGCCAUUAGAAGGUUUUGAUUAUGAGUCAAUAUUGGGGCAGUGCUGUGAGAUGCCCGUUGGGUUUGUGCAGAUUCCUGUGGGAAUUGCUGGGCCAUUGUUGCUUAAUGGGACGGAGUAUAUGGUCCCAAUGGCUACGACUGAGGGGUGCUUGGUGGCCUCUACAAAUAGAGGGUGCAAGGCUAUUUAUAUAUCGGGUGGAGCUAGUUCUAUGUUGCUUAAAGAUGCCAUGACUAGAGCUCCUGUUGUCAGGUUGGGGACUGCAAAAAGGGCUGCUGAGUUGAAGUUCUUUGUUGAGGAUCCUGCUAAUUUCGACACUCUUUCUGUUGCUUUCAACAGGUCAAGCAGAUUUGGAAGGCUACAAAACAUUAAAUGUGCAGUGGCAGGAAAGAAUUUGUACAUGAGGUUUAGUUGCAGCACAGGUGAUGCUAUGGGAAUGAACAUGGUCUCCAAAGGAGUCCAAAAUGUUCUUGAUUAUCUUCAAACAGAUUUUCCUGACAUGGACAUCAUUGGCAUCUCUGGCAACUUCUGUUCAGACAAGAAACCUGCAGCUGUAAAUUGGAUUGAAGGGCGUGGAAAGUCAGUUGUAUGUGAGGCAAUCAUAAAGGAAGAGGUGGUUCAGAAGGUACUGAAGACCAAUAUAGAUACCUUGGUGGAGCUUAACAUGCUUAAGAACCUUGCAGGUUCAGCUAUGGCUGGUGCUCUUGGUGGGUUUAAUGCCCAUGCCAGCAAUAUUGUCACUGCAGUCUAUAUAGCUACAGGACAGGAUCCUGCUCAGAAUGUUGAGAGCUCUCACUGCAUUACCAUGAUGGAAGCUGUUAAUAAUGGAAAGGACCUUCAUAUCUCAGUCACCAUGCCUUCCAUUGAGGUGGGCACAGUUGGAGGUGGCACCCAACUAGCAUCUCAGUCAGCUUGCUUGAACCUGCUUGGAGUAAAGGGUGCAAGCAAAGAUUCUCCAGGAUCAAACUCAAGACUCCUGGCUGCUAUCGUUGCUGGUUCUGUUUUGGCAGGAGAGCUGUCCCUCAUGUCUGCAAUUGCAGCUGGUCAGCUUGUAAAGAGCCACAUGAAAUACAACAGAUCAAGCAAAGAUGUGUCAAAGAUAGCUUCCUAAAAUAUUUUAAUUGACAAGAUAUCUUACAAUGAAGAAGCAAAAAUAUAUCUUCAGUAAGAAAGUGGGAAAUAUAAAAAAUCUAGAAAAUUGCUGGCGAGUGUGUUGAGGGGACAAACAAGUAGAUGGCCAUGUGGAGCAACUAGUUAAUAAACAAGGCCAGUUCACAUGGCUGGAAUCAUGUGACUCUGGUAGGUCUCUUUCCAAGAUUUACCAGGAUGCUUCCAUUUAUGAGUUUUUUUAAAGGGAUAGUGGACCCAUGAUCUGUUGUUUUCACCUGUCCCUUGCAUGAUAUGCCAAUUGUCGAGGCUCUCUGGGCCAAACUGUGGUCUCCUAAAGUUAAUCUUUCUUGUUAAUUGUACUUUGGAUCUGGAUUAACUUCAGGUGAGAGCAUCUCUUAAUGAGAUUUAGAUCUGUUUCAAUUGCC